AUGGAAAACGGAGAUCAGUUCCAGGAAUCAAAAUCAAAAUACGAUUGUCUUUUAUUUGAUCUGGAUGAUACUCUUUAUCCUUUUAGUUCUGGAUUGUCAAAUCACGUGACCGAAAAUAUUCAAGAGUAUAUGCUAGAAAAGCUUGGGAUUCAAGAGGAUAAAGUUCCUGAAUUAUGUGUUUCUUUAUAUAAGAUUUAUGGGACAACGAUGGCAGGUCUCAAGGCUAUUGGUUAUGAUUUUGACUAUGAUGACUUUCAUAGCUUUGUUCAUGGAAGAUUGCCAUAUAAUUUGCUAAAACCUGAUCAUGUUCUAAGGGGAAUUUUGCUGAGUCUACCCUUUUGA
Molecule: messenger RNA, 342 nt
Organism: Lathyrus sativus (Indian pea)
Lineage: Eukaryota; Viridiplantae; Streptophyta; Magnoliopsida; Fabales; Fabaceae
Source: the annotation of a GenBank genome assembly